AUGCUGCGUCGCUCUUUGGCAUUCUGUUCUAAGAAAGCUCCGCCUCCAUUUAAGUAUGUCCCAUUGAUUCCACAUGCUUCCCACAAUGAUACCCCGUUUCGACUACUCACAAAAGACUAUGUUUCUGUUGUUAAUCCUGGUGCUGGAAUUCCAGAAAUUCUUAAGGUAGAUGUGGAGGGUUUGUCAUUGCUUGCCGCAGAAGCUAUUGGUGAUGUUGAGCACCUUUUACGUCCCUCACACCUGCAAUGUUUGCGUAAUAUAUUUGAUGAUCCUGAAGCCAGCGAUAAUGAUCGUUUUGUUGCUUUACAACUCUUAAAGAAUGCGAACAUUGCUGCAGGUCGAGUCCUUCCUGGAUGUCAAGAUACUGGCACAGCAAUUGUUGCUGGUUAUAAAGGUGAACAAGUUUUCACAAAUGGUGAUGAUUCUGAGGCGUUAAGUCGUGGUGUUUACAAGGUAUUUACUACAACUAACCUUCGAUACAGUCAAAAUGUUCCACUUUCUAUGUAUGAUGAGAAAAAUACAGGAUGUAACUUACCGGCACAGAUUGACCUCUACGCUACAAAAGGACAAGAAUAUGAAUUUAUGUUUGUCGCUAAGGGUGGUGGUUCAGCAAAUAAAGCAUACCUAUUUCAAGAAACAAAAUCUGUUCUUAAUCCAAAAUCUAUUCGAAAAUUUCUUCAAGAAAAGAUUGCUACCAUUGGAACAGCGGCAUGCCCCCCAUAUCAUAUUGCUGUUGUUGUGGGAGGAACAAGUGCAGAAUUAACUAUGAAAAUGGUUAAAUAUGCCUCUUGUAAGUACUAUGAUUCUUUACCGACUAAACCAGAUGAAUCUAAAGGUUAUGCCUAUCGUGAUGUUGAAAUGGAAAAAGUGGUAAUGGAUAUUUGUCGUGAUAUUGGAAUGGGUGCCCAAUUUGGUGGUAAAUAUUUUGCCCAUGAUGCCCGUGUGAUUCGUCUACCUCGUCAUGGAGCCAGUUGUCCUAUUGGUAUUGGUGUAAGUUGCAGUGCGGAUCGUCAGGUGCUUGCGAAGAUAAACAAGGAUGGUAUUUGGUUGGAGCAGCUCGAGACGGACCCCGCCAAGUACCUCCCGGAGGUGACGGAGGACCAACUUCUGCGGGUGCCACCGGUGGAGAUUAAUCUUAACAUGCCGAUGGACGCUAUUCGUGCGGAGUUGUCUAAAUACCCCGUGAAGACACGACUGAGUCUCACCGGGACGAUCAUCGUCGCUCGCGAUAUUGCCCACGCCCGCAUGCGGGAGAUGCUCGAGGCGGGCAAGCCGCUGCCGGCGUACAUGCGGGACCACCCGGUCUAUUACGCCGGGCCCGCCAAGUGCCCCGAGGGCCUCCCCUCCGGCGCCUUCGGCCCCACCACCGCCGGCCGCAUGGACCCCUUCGUCGAUCUCUUCCAGUCGCACGGCGGCUCAUUUGUGAUGCUCGCGAAGGGAAAUCGCAGCCGGCAGGUGACAGAGGCCUGUCGCAAACACGGCGGAUUUUAUCUCGGUAGCAUCGGUGGACCAGCAGCCGUGCUCGCAACGGAGUCCAUCCGCAAGGUGGAGGUGCUCGACAUGGCAGAACUCGGAAUGGAAGCAGUGUGGAAGAUUGAGGUGGAGAACUUCCCAGCGUUUAUCGUCGUCGACGACAAGGGAAAUGACUUUUUUCAGCAACUAAAAUAA
Messenger RNA from Trypanosoma theileri, 1668 nucleotides. Its product is annotated as fumarate hydratase. Gene Ontology annotation, molecular function: fumarate hydratase activity. NCBI's taxonomy places the organism in Eukaryota, Euglenozoa, Kinetoplastea, Trypanosomatida, Trypanosomatidae. The record is from RefSeq and is a predicted model, not a curated record. The transcript has a single exon. Gene Ontology annotation, biological process: generation of precursor metabolites and energy. The coding region runs from base 1 to 1668 and encodes 555 amino acids.